AUGGAGCCAAUUGUCGGGUACCUAGAUGGUGCCGAUAUCGGUGUCAUCGUCGCUUACUUUGUUAUCAUCUUUGCUGUCGGUAUAUGGUCUUCGUUGAGAAAUCGUGGUUCUGUCGGAGGCUACUUCUUGGCCGGUCGUUCCAUGCACUGGAUCCCAGUUGGUGCCUCAUUGUUUGCCAGUAACAUAGGCUCAGGACAUUUCAUUGGUCUUGCUGGUUCUGGGGCAUCUGCUGGUAUUGCCAAGGCUGUCUUCGAGUACAAUGCGGCUUUCACUCUGGGUCUUCUUGGCUGGCUCUUCUUGCCUGUCUACAUUGCAUCUGGUAUCUUGACCAUGCCUGAAUACCUUCGAAAACGAUUUGGUGGUCAACGUAUACGAGUCUACUUGACUGUGAUUGCUUUGCUCUUGUAUAUCUUCACCAAAAUCUCAGCUGAUCUGUAUGCCGGUGCCUUGUUCAUUCAACAGGCCAUGGAACUCUCAAUCUACCCAUCGGCCAUCAUUCUGCUGGUAAUCUCGGCGUUGUUCACAAUUAUGGGUGGUUUGACUGCUGUCAUUUGGACUGAUUUUGCUCAAGUCGUCAUCAUGUUGAUUGGAGCCAUGUUUCUUUGCAUCAGAAGCUUCCAAGUGACAGGUGGCUUUGAUAGUAUGGUGAUAAAUUUCUUCAAUGCAAUUCCAAAUACAACAAGGGCCUACCAGAGCACAUCGUUUGAAAUUCCAAAUGAAAACUUUGAGGGCUGGAAUCCUGAUUUGUACGGUACAAUGUCUGAUAGGAAUCACGUUUUAGCUGCCCAAAAUCCAGAAAAUCAACCAUCUGGUAUCUACGCUGAAUGCAGCAUUCCCCCAUCUGAUGCCAUGAACUUCUUCCGAGCAAUCGACAGUACUGAAUUGCCUUGGGUUGGUGCUAUGUUCGGUCUCACAGUGAAUGCCACUUGGUACUGGUGUACUGAUCAGGUCAUUGUUCAACGUUGUUUGGCAGCGAAGAACAUGAUUCAUGCAAAAGCAGGCAUUGUGCUUGCCAUGUUCAUUAAGAUGACUCCUCUUUGGCUCAUGAUUAUCCCUGGAAUGGCGGCUCGAGUCAUUUUCGCAGACACUGUUGCCUGUGGUGACACCAAUUUGUGCCAAAACAUCUGUGGCAAGGUUGCCGGUUGCACGGAUAUUGCCUAUCCCUCAUUGGUCUUGAACCUCCUGCCCUCUGGAGCCCGAGGUUUGAUGUUGUCUGUCAUGAUGGCAUCCUUGGUUUCUUCAUUGACGUCUAUCUUCAACUCCUCCUCAACCAUUUUCACCAUUGAUAUCUGGAGACUGAUUCGACCUCGUAGCAAAGAUGCGGAGCUUAUGAUUGUUGGUCGUGUUGCUGUCCUCAUAAUGGUGGCCAUCAGUUUGGCGUGGAUCCCAAUUGUGCAGCUGAGUGAUGCACUCUUCGACUACAUCCAGUCUGUCACUGGCUACUUGUCCCCUCCAAUUUGUGCUGUCUAUGUAUUCGCUGUAUUCUGGUAUCGAACGAAUGAAAUUGGAGCCUUCGCGUCUUUGAUUAUUGGUCUCAUAAUUGGCGUGACUCGAUUCAUAUGGGAGAUUUCCUAUGGUGCAUCGCCCUGUGGUGAAGAGAGUACUAACCCCCCACACUUCUUGGUCACGAUGCACUACCUACACUUCUCCAUUCUUCUUUUUGGAAUGUCAAGUGUCGUCAUCGUGGUUGCCUCUUUAGUAACAGCUCCACUUCCACCUUCAUAUACUCGUCGCUUAAUCUUCUCAGAUCGU
This is a messenger RNA of Rodentolepis nana, 1752 nucleotides long. The record is from the annotation of a GenBank genome assembly. Lineage: Eukaryota; Metazoa; Platyhelminthes; Cestoda; Cyclophyllidea; Hymenolepididae.